Messenger RNA from Drosophila hydei, 416 nucleotides. RefSeq lists its product as uncharacterized. NCBI's taxonomy places the organism in Eukaryota, Metazoa, Arthropoda, Insecta, Diptera, Drosophilidae. The transcript has 2 exons. The record is from RefSeq and is a predicted model, not a curated record. The coding region runs from base 111 to 317 and encodes 68 amino acids.
AACAUUGGCAACCCUUGUAAGUGGACUACGUGAAUAACAAACAUUUGUCAUCGUUCGGAUUUCGUUCGCAUUUGCAUUAGAAUUCUAGUUGAUAUAUUAAUUUUAUUAAAAUGAAUAUUGCUAUUUUCGGAGAGCUUAAUCAAUUUGAGCUGCUUGUGCUCAGUAGCUUGAUGCCAGCUGUCUUUAUUUACUUGUGGACAUUGAUAACCGGUGAUAUUAAGAAUUUUGAGAAAAGCAAGACAGCAUAUUCGGUUUACACAGCAAAAGAUCCAAUCAAUUGUUACCAAAACUAUACAGAUGAGAAAAAAGAUAACUAAGGAAUAAAUUUAAUUGACAAUAAAAAUGUUACAAAUGUAUCAAGCGAAAACUGUAUUAAUGAUUAUUUAAUAUAAUAAUAUAAUGAGCAUUCACUUAUA